This is a messenger RNA of Folsomia candida, 830 nucleotides long. RefSeq lists its product as uncharacterized. The transcript has 3 exons. The record is from RefSeq and is a predicted model, not a curated record. Bases 44 to 718 code for a protein of 224 amino acids. Lineage: Eukaryota; Metazoa; Arthropoda; Collembola; Entomobryomorpha; Isotomidae.
UUCAGAUCAACAUUUUCAAGGAACCACUAUAAAGAAAUCAAAGAUGUCUGGAAAAGGAAGGAAGGCUACCCCAUCAAUCGCUGGACCUCCUAACAAAAAGGCCACUCAGGGGGGAAAAGACGGCAGCAAAGAUCCGAAUCUGAAUUUGCUGAAACUUCCUGCCGACGUCCGCCAAGAGUGGUUCUCCGCACUCUUCCCCACGGAGUCCCCAUCCGCCAUGUCCUCAACAACAGAGGAAUCAAGCAAUUCCCCUCCCCCUGAUUUUCUACAGAGGCUAAAGGACUUUUGUGGUAACUCGAGUCAGGCUGACAAAAACGAAGAGGAUCUACCUGAGGCAGAGGACCCCAAAGAUGCCAUGCAAGUGGCAAAACUACUCCAGAAUUUUAAGGAAAAAGAGGCUUUCGGAGAAACAAUUCACGACAAGGACGGCAUUAAGGUAGGCUUCAUGCGUGUUGGGCAAAAUGCAAGAUAUACUGUUAAUAAGGACAUCCAACUAGAUUUUAAUGUAUACAACGGGGAGAUGUACGUUCAUUUGAAAAAGAAAUUUAGCAAAAGUAAGAAUGAUGCAGUCUCUUUCCGGGGUAGUUUAAUCACGGUAUUCGAUGUGAUUUAUUGUCAUGCAGCUGCAGAAAUGCAAGCACUUUUAUUGGGGAAGGAUGUAGACGCUUCAUACCUAGAAUUUGCAACUCAACUUCUUAAAGUAGGGACAAAGAAGUAACUAUUAAUCUUGCUGUUGUAGUCACUCUGUUGUAGCUUACCAAACAUUAUAGUAAUAAUAACAAUAACAAUAAAUACAAUAAUACUUCUUAUGAUUGUUAAAAAUGCUUUUA